Baudoinia panamericana UAMH 10762 is the source of this 447-nucleotide messenger RNA. RefSeq lists its product as uncharacterized. The transcript has 2 exons. Gene Ontology annotation, molecular function: ferric iron binding; iron chaperone activity; ferroxidase activity. NCBI's taxonomy places the organism in Eukaryota, Fungi, Ascomycota, Dothideomycetes, Mycosphaerellales, Teratosphaeriaceae. Gene Ontology annotation, biological process: intracellular iron ion homeostasis; iron incorporation into metallo-sulfur cluster. The record is from RefSeq and is a predicted model, not a curated record. The annotation marks the transcript as partial. Gene Ontology annotation, cellular component: mitochondrion.
CGAGCGGGAUUGAUGCCGGAUACACACGACCCGCAACCGCCCAGCACAACGGAGCCUCACCACGACGCGAAGCAACCCACUGAAGUCAGCGAGGAGGAGUACCAUGAGCAUGCGGACCGCUUCAUGGACAGCCUGCACGACAGGGCGGAAGAGCUUCAAGAAGAACGGCAAGAUGUCGAGGUGGAGUAUGCGGCCGGCGUCCUCUCAUUGUCCUUCCCGCCGAGCGGCACCUAUGUUGUCAACAAGCAACCAGCCAACAAGCAGAUUUGGCUGUCGUCGCCAACGUCAGGGCCGAAGCGAUUUGAUUGGGUUGUCGCUGGUGAGAGCAUGCACCAGAAAGAGGGCGCUGGGACCGGCGACUGGGUGUACCUCAGAGAUGGCACCAGUCUGACGGAUCUUUUGAGGCGAGAGGUUGGUAUCAGUGUUGAUGUUGCGGGUGAGGAUCCA